AUGGCGGUUCACCCUGAAAUUCAACACAAAGUACAGGCUGAACUGGAUUCUAUUGUUGGGCAAGACGCAGCCUGGAAGGAAAGCCAAAGAUGGAUCACGUCAGUUCCGAUGAGCGUCCCACAUCUAAACGGACAAGAAGACAUCUAUAAAGGGAUGCGAAUUCCGAAGGGUUCCAAAUUACUCUUGAACAUAAAGUCAGUCAAAUCUAUCUUUUCACUAAUUGCUACUCACCAAUCAUGUAGUGCCAUGCUCAACGAUGUCGAGAUCUUUGAUUCUCCAGAGGACUAUUGCCCCGAAAGGUGGCUUGAAAUCUGCAAUCAUCGAGCCAAGGACCUGCCAGAUAUUCAUACAGUCUUUGGUUUUGCAUCUGCCCGGGUCGAUACCUUGCCGAAAGGCGGGUUUACUUUUGGGAUGUCUGUCCUUGCAGCUUACGAUGUCAUACCCAUUGACGGUGCUAGCACUCCUAAUAGGAGCGAUAUCGUCUGGGAGGAUUCUGGUAUCAA
Acaulospora colombiana is the source of this 503-nucleotide messenger RNA. NCBI's taxonomy places the organism in Eukaryota, Fungi, Glomeromycota, Glomeromycetes, Diversisporales, Acaulosporaceae. The record is from the annotation of a GenBank genome assembly.